UUGAGCAUUUCCUGACUUUUUGGCUCCUGUUUCUCCGAAACGUUUCUCAGUAUAACUGCUGUAGCCAGGGCUGCCUUCAGCUGGAGAUGAUUUGAAAUAACAGCUCAUUGCUUCCUCUGUUUUCCCAUCACUGGCCACUUCCUUUUUCCUCUAGCCUUGAGAGCUGUGAAAAAGAAAUAAUCCACCUGGUUUGGUAUUGACCAAAACUGCACAGGCUGGCUGAGGGCUGAAUGUGGACCUUGACCCCUGUACAGAGGCUGCUUCUUCACAAGGGGCAACAGGCACGGUGCUCGUGGGACGCAUGUGGGAGCCAGAUGCACAAGAUCGAGAAGGAGGAGGAGGAGGAGGAGGAGUGAGCACCAGCAAGGUCUGUUUGCCGGCCAGUAAUCUUAGACAAACGCUUCCCCUGCUCGUGCCAGUGUUUGUAAGGUGAGAGUAACAGCUCUUCCUAAACAUUCUUUUCUCUAGGCUGUUGCAAUCUCAUUUUACAAUGGAAAAAUUAAGAUUCCCCUUAAUUACAAACGGCCCAUCCGUGUCAGUGGGAGUUGCUGGCACAGUUUAGAAGGGGAAUCGUGAGUUCCGCGGUGAGGUGGAGGCAGAAGCAGCAGGGAUGGCUCAGCUAAAGAAACCAGAGUCUUGCCACCUGGAGCAUCUGGGCUCCAGAAGACCCUUACAGCAGCCUCUUUGGGGGUCACCUCCCGAGAGAUUAUCUUGAACCACACAUGAGAUCCUGGGAUGAAAAGGUCUAUUAUUUAUCAUGCACGACAUACUUGUUACAUUCCAAACCCCCUCUGAAGAGUUACUGCAUCUGCUUUUUGAGUAUCAUGUGCCUGGAAAGGAAGGAUAAGUAACUUCCUCAUGACUCUUCCAUGCACCAAGAAUGAGAAGCAGGAUCAAAACCAUGAUUCACUACUCCAGAUCAACUUGAUAAGACAACACUUACCCCCAGCUGACAAACUCAGCGCUGCGAACGUCGCGGAAGUUAAAUGAGGUGAUGGCUUUUGAUCUGUACCAUAGUACUCUGGGCUAACCACCCUCUGCAAAUACACCAUGGAGUUCUGGUAACGUUAGGUAGGUUUUAAAAAAAGGAACAGUUGGCACAAGUGGUAAGCUGACCAGACAAAGUACAAGUAGACGGGGAGUAAAUCAUUAGCCAGAUAGACAGGCCUUGAACCAGAUCACUGUGGCGGAUGCUAACUUAGUAAUUCCCACUUGCUCCAAGACGAACUUUGUUCCUGUAAUGACUGACAGCUGAUGCAAUGAUAAGAGAAUCAAGUCUAUAAAAAUCUAGCUGGAGCUUGGGAAGUUCUAUCUGGGGCUCGUCCUACCUCCUCCGCCCAAGGCCAGUCCUGCGGUCGGAGCGACGGCUCGUACCGAGAAGAUGCACUGCUGGAGGAUGGUGGCAGUUGUCCUGCUCUGCUCCCUGCUGCUCGGCCAGACCCGCGGCGCUUCCCUGCACCGGCACCAGCCUGGGCUGGCGAGGCCGAAGAGGAUGACCCCGUUCUGGAGAGGAGUCUCGCUGAGACCCGUGGGAGCCUCGUGCAGGGAUAACAGCGAAUGCGUUACGAUGCUGUGCAGGAAGAAUCGCUGCUUCCUCAGAACAGCCUCCGAGUGACCUGCCCUGCUGCACAACAGCCCCCGCUGUUACUGCUGACGAUGCUCCACACCGUGUCUGGAAUAUUUAUUG
Athene cunicularia (burrowing owl) is the source of this 1687-nucleotide messenger RNA. RefSeq names its product liver enriched antimicrobial peptide 2 (gene LEAP2). NCBI's taxonomy places the organism in Eukaryota, Metazoa, Chordata, Aves, Strigiformes, Strigidae. Bases 1382 to 1615 code for a protein of 77 amino acids. Gene Ontology annotation, biological process: defense response to bacterium; antimicrobial humoral immune response mediated by antimicrobial peptide. The record is from RefSeq and is a predicted model, not a curated record. The transcript has 4 exons.